GAGGCACGCCGUCAGGCUGAGGAGGAGGCACGCCGUCAGGCUGAGGAAGAGGCAAGGCUCCUGGCUGAGGAGGAGGCACGCCGUCACGCUGAGGAGGAGGCACGCCGUCAGGCUCAGGAAGAGGCACGCCGUCAGGCUGAGGAAGAGGCACGCCGUCACGCUGAGGAAGAGGCAAGGCUCCUGGCUGAGGAGGAGGCACGCCGUCAGGCUGAGGAGGAGGCACGCCGUCAGGCUCAGGAAGAGGCAAGCCGUCAGGCUGAGGAGGAGGCAAGGCUCCUGGCUGAGGAAGAGGCACGCCGUCAGGCUGAGGAGGAGGCACGCCGUCAGGCUCAGGAAGAGGCA
Molecule: messenger RNA, 342 nt
Organism: Trypanosoma grayi
Lineage: Eukaryota; Euglenozoa; Kinetoplastea; Trypanosomatida; Trypanosomatidae
Exons: 1
Source: RefSeq, a predicted model, not a curated record